CCAAAUCCUUAUUCCCAAUUGUUAUCGGAACCAACGAUUUGUUUGCAUAUUUUACGGUCGGUUCGCUUGUUGCUAAACUGUAUACCCCACAACAAUAUGUUGAUCGUAUGUUGUCCACCUUCAAAGGGUUAUUUAAGACGUUGUAUGGACUGGGUGCGCAGAAAUUGGUGGUGACUGGAGUUCCGGCAAUUGGUUGUUGCCCGAUUCAAAGAAGGACAAACCGAACUGGUGAAUGCAACGUCGAAUUAAAUAAUAUGGCGAUCAAGUAUAAUGAUGGUCUAAAGAUGAUACUACAAGGAUUGAAGUCUGAAUUACCGGGAAUGAAUUCUGCUUACUUUGAUUAUUAUGGUGCUUGGGUCAGCCUCUUCCAAAAUGAGACUUAUGGGUUUACAGAGAUAAAAGAAGCUUGUUGUGGGCUCGGAAACCUAAAUGCUGAUGUGCUAUGCAUCCCAAUAGCGCGCUUUUGUCCAAACAGGAAAAACCAUUUUUUUUGGGAUCGUGUCCAUCCAACAGAAGCAGCUGCAACCUUCUUUUCAGACAUGUUAUAUAGUGGAUCACAACAAUUUAUGGUUCCCAUGAAUGUGGAGCAACUUCUUGCAGGUUAAAUCAAGAUCUGGACAAAUAAUAAUUAAUAACGAUAUGGCAAAUAAACAAGAGCUUGUAACAUAAUGAAUGAUUCUGUAAGAACGUGGCAAGCAAAAGCCAUCUUAUAAAGUUGCAUCGUUUAUUUUUA
This is a messenger RNA of Helianthus annuus (common sunflower), 733 nucleotides long. Its product is annotated as GDSL esterase/lipase At5g55050. The transcript is spliced from 3 exons. The coding region runs from base 108 to 605 and encodes 165 amino acids. NCBI's taxonomy places the organism in Eukaryota, Viridiplantae, Streptophyta, Magnoliopsida, Asterales, Asteraceae. The record is from RefSeq and is a predicted model, not a curated record. Gene Ontology annotation, molecular function: hydrolase activity, acting on ester bonds.